Malus domestica (apple) is the source of this 1259-nucleotide messenger RNA. Its product is annotated as protein VACUOLELESS GAMETOPHYTES. The record is from RefSeq and is a predicted model, not a curated record. Lineage: Eukaryota; Viridiplantae; Streptophyta; Magnoliopsida; Rosales; Rosaceae.
CACGUUGAAAGGUGAACCCCAAACAAUGUAGCCUUAAUCCUCAAUUUAGGUCCUCGAUCUUAGAUCACUUUUCUCCAAACAGUGUCAACUUUUUUAGCAUAAAUAUUCUCCAGUGCUUUGCAAUUUGCACCACCAAAUAACAAGCAAGCUAGCCAGAGAUCCAUUACUGGACGAGCUGCAGAACCAACCAUCAUGAUUAGCAAUAAACCCUUGAAGAAGACAAGAACUUUUCUCCUAAAGAGGUCAGAAUCAACUACCCCCCAAUCCCAAUCUCAACCCCAAUCCCAAUCCCAAUCCCAACCCACAAAGUUGGAUAAUAUUGUCCCUAGAAAUAAUAAGUCUUCUUUGCUCGAAUUCCCCACAUCUCCUCAACUGGUAUUUGGGGAAGAGAUACUUCAUUUCGGUCAUCCACAACACCCUCUGUCCCAAGUGAUCCUGCCCGACCUCUUCACCUGCGCCGGCUGCAAGGAGUACGGCGCUGGCAAGAGGUUCAUUUGCCAACAAUGUGACUUUCAGCUCCAUGAUUUUUGUGCCUUGGCUCCUCCAGCUCUAAAGAACCAUCCCUUCCACUUCCAACACCAACUUGUUUUCUAUUCUAAAGCAGUUAAAGGAGGAAUUGCACAAUCCAAGUGCGAUGUUUGUCACAGGCCAAGCAAAGGUUAUGCUUUCAGAUGCAGCGCAUGCAGCUUCCAGAUGCAUCCUUGCUGUGCGAUGUUGUCUUCAGAAAUAAACCUGCAGACUCACCCACAUACCCUAAGGCUUUUACCAGCAGCAGCAAGUGGUAGCAUUGGCGGAGAUUCUUCUGGUAGCAGUUUUGUUUGUGCGGAGUGCAGGAGGAAGAAGUCGGGCAGGGUUUACCACUGCAAGGUGUGUGAUUACCAUAUUCAUGCAGUUUGCGCCAAGAACAUGAUAAAUGGGCUGCAAGAAAACGGCCUCAAGGGGCGAGAAAAGCCGAGUGUGUUGGGGACUGCUGCUCGCCUCGCAUCUCAAGUCGUCAUUGAAUUCAUCGGCGGCCUCAUUGAGGGGCUUGGGGAAGGUGUUGCCGAAGUUUUCGUUCAGAAUAUUGCCCGAUCAGGAAGACCCAAUGCCCCUAAUUGAUUGAUGAAGCUCUUCACUUUGGACUGUAUAUUUAUGAAUUACCAAAUAGUAUGACACUUUCAUCGUACGGUGUCGGUCAUGUAUUAUUUACCAUACAGAACUAUUCAUUUCCCUGUCUUUCCCGAUCCUUUUCGGCUACAUAAUAUAACGGUUUUUUAUGA